AUGGAUGACAGAAACAACACAUCCGUGUGGCUUCUACACAACGCAACAGAUGAGCAAGGGGACCAGAACUCGACGGGGGAUGUAGAACUGUCACUCAGCUACCAGAUCUCCACAUCGUUCUUCCUCGGCGCGCUCAUUCUUUGCGCCAUAUUUGGGAACGCGUGUGUGGUGGCAGCCAUUGCGCUGGAAAGAACGCUCCAAAACGUCGCAAACUAUCUCAUCGGCUCCUUGGCUAUAACAGACCUGAUGGUGUCUGUGCUAGUUCUUCCGAUGGCAGCACUUUAUCAAGUAUUAGGCAAGUGGACUCUGGGACAGGUAACUUGUGACAUUUUUGUGUCUUUAGACGUGCUGUGUUGUACCUCAUCCAUAUUGCACCUGUGCGCAAUAGCCUUGGAUAGAUACUGGGCGAUAACAGAUCCCAUUGACUAUAUGAAGAAAAGGACACUAAGACGCGCCGCGAUUUUAAUCAGUGUCACUUGGUUGGUAGGAUUUUCCAUAUCCAUCCCACCCAUGCUCAUCAUGAAGUCCCAGUCCGAGGCUGAGGAGCAGGUUUGCAUGAUCAACGAAGACACCUGGUACACCAUUUACUCCACCUCGUGCGCCUUCUACAUCCCGCUCAUUUUAAUGCUGGUCUUGUAUGGAAGGAUAUUCAAAGCUGCCCGGUUCCGUAUACGCAGGACUGUGAAGAAGCCCGAAAACAAGAAGGUGAAAUGUUUGACUGUUUCGCCGGCACUUUUUCACAAAAAGCCAAAGGGGGAGGGCGGCAAAAACUGGAAGAGCAGUGUGGAACCCAAACCGACCUCGUGCGUAAACGGCGCAGUGAAGCAUGCCGACGACGGCGAGUCUUUGGAGAUUAUCGAGGUUCACAGUAGCUCCAAAAACAGCCUCCCUCUCCCCAACACGCCUCAGUCGGUCCCACUCUUUGAGAACAGACACGAAAAGAACAUCGAGGCCAAAAGGAAAAUAGCGCUGGCACGGGAGCGCAAAACUGUCAAGACGCUCGGUAUUAUCAUGGGCACUUUUAUCUUCUGCUGGUUGCCCUUUUUCAUAAAAGCCCUGGUGAUGCCAUUCUGCUCCAGCUGUCAUAUGCCCCGUUGGCUCGGAGAUGUAAUCAACUGGCUUGGGUAUUCAAACUCACUCCUAAAUCCCAUAAUAUACGCUUAUUUCAACAAGGACUUUCAAAGUGCUUUUAAAAAGAUUCUGAAAUGUCACUACUGCAGACCAUGAAAGUAACUAAUAGGCUUAUAGAUGCUAAACAUAUAGGGCUCCAUUGAUCUGCAUUUGUUUACAGAAAUUGUUGUCGAAGCUUUAAUGUUUUAAUGCAGUGAUUAAAACAGCGUGAUAAUAUGUGAGUUCAUACAAUUUCAGA
Messenger RNA from Engraulis encrasicolus (European anchovy), 1369 nucleotides. It is a transcript of the gene htr1ab, whose product is annotated as 5-hydroxytryptamine (serotonin) receptor 1A b. Gene Ontology annotation, molecular function: dopamine neurotransmitter receptor activity, coupled via Gs; G protein-coupled serotonin receptor activity. The record is from RefSeq and is a predicted model, not a curated record. Gene Ontology annotation, biological process: G protein-coupled dopamine receptor signaling pathway; adenylate cyclase-activating adrenergic receptor signaling pathway; regulation of hormone secretion. The transcript has a single exon. NCBI's taxonomy places the organism in Eukaryota, Metazoa, Chordata, Actinopteri, Clupeiformes, Engraulidae. Gene Ontology annotation, cellular component: plasma membrane. The coding region runs from base 1 to 1227 and encodes 408 amino acids.